UUGCACGCAUCACAACCCAUAAUUACUUCAUAUCAUCCCACAGCUUUCACAGAAAAUAAUGGAAGAGCCGGAAACUCCAACCGCCUUCUCCGCCGCGUCGGCGGCGGCGGCGAUGAGCCAUGAAACAGCCAUGUUUUCCGACGACAUCGACAGCAGUUGCUCCACUCCGUAUGUUAGCGCCCCCUCCAGCCCGGGCCGCGGCCAACCUCACUGUGGAUUUUACUACAGUGCUCCCGCUAGUCCCAUGCACUUCGUGCUUUCCACCUCUAGUCUCAUUUCCAGCGCUUCUGUUCACUCUGAGGCGGCGGCGGCGGCGAAUUCCUCCUUUGAAUUCGACUUCUCUUCCAGGUUGGCCGGCGAGGGAGAUGCCUGCGCUGGAUCUAUGAGCUCCGCCGACGAGUUGUUCUUCAACGGCCAGAUCCGGCCGAUGAAGCUUUCCACGCAUCUCCAGCGCCCGCAAGUCCUGGCGCCGCUGCUUGAUCUCGACGAAUCGGAGGAGGUGGAUAUGGAUGGCGGCGAGGAACAGGCGUGUAGGGGGAGGGAUUUGAAGUUCCGCGAUAGAUCUUUGCGCCGGAGGACCCGAUCCAUGUCGCCGCUCCGAACCGGUUCGUUCCAGUGGGACGAGGAUUUCGAGGACAAUGGAGAACGGAAACCUAGCAAUGAGAAGAAAGAGAAAUGUAAUGAGGGGGAAGUUAAGCACGAAGAUGAGGCCAAUGAAACGACGCCGUGCAAUUCCGGAUCCUCUUCGCGGUCCUCUUCUGUCGGGAGGAGCUCCAAGAGAUGGGUGUUCUUAAAGGAGUUUCUCUACAGAAGCAAGAGCGAAGGCAGGAACAAUCCCCACAAGUUCUGGGGAGCUUUAUCGUUUUCUCCAGUGAAGGAGAAGAAAAUGGGAGGAGCCAUUAAAACUCCUCCACCCAGCGCCGCCGCCGCCGCGGAUGCGCCGGCGACCAGCACCGUCGCUUCAGAUGUGAAGAAACCAAAACCUGCGAAAGAGGCGAGGAAGAAACCGGUGAACGGAAACUCAGCCGCCACCGGGAAAAGGAGGGUGCCGCCGUCGCCUCACGAGCUGCAUUACACGGCGAAUCGGGCGCAGGCGGAGGAGAUGAGGAAGAAGACAUUCUUGCCGUACCGGCAAGGCUUGCUGGGUUGCUUGGGGUUUAGCUCAAAGAGUUAUGGAGCCAUGAACGGUCUCGCUAGAGCAUUGAACCCCGUCUCUUCAAGGUAAACUUGUAAAGUAAAUCUAAAAGAUUACCACUAUUAAUGUAUAGAGAGAUUUUUCACCUUCCUUUAUUUCAUUUUUCUUGCUUUUGGUAAUGUUUUCCAGUGAUUGUGAUGUCUAUUUUAAGAUGUACCAACUGAUGGGAACUUCUCUUUAGAUUGGAAAGAGAAGUUUUCGAUCCAUCUGCUUAAUCAUGGAUUUGGUUUAGUACUUGUGUAGCCAUUCAUGGAAAUCUAUGAAAUUUCUUGAAUCCUUAUUACCUCA
Ipomoea nil (Japanese morning glory) is the source of this 1483-nucleotide messenger RNA. RefSeq lists its product as uncharacterized. Lineage: Eukaryota; Viridiplantae; Streptophyta; Magnoliopsida; Solanales; Convolvulaceae. The transcript has a single exon. The record is from RefSeq and is a predicted model, not a curated record. The coding region runs from base 59 to 1225 and encodes 388 amino acids.